Messenger RNA from Antrostomus carolinensis (chuck-will's-widow), 294 nucleotides. RefSeq names its product transcriptional enhancer factor TEF-3-like. Gene Ontology annotation, biological process: embryonic organ development; hippo signaling; regulation of transcription by RNA polymerase II. Gene Ontology annotation, cellular component: transcription regulator complex. Gene Ontology annotation, molecular function: DNA-binding transcription factor activity, RNA polymerase II-specific; RNA polymerase II cis-regulatory region sequence-specific DNA binding. The annotation marks the transcript as partial. The transcript has 2 exons. The record is from RefSeq and is a predicted model, not a curated record. Lineage: Eukaryota; Metazoa; Chordata; Aves; Caprimulgiformes; Caprimulgidae.
GCUGAUUUGAACACCAAUAUUGAAGAUGAAUCCAGAUCUUUCUAUGGCGUUUCCAGCCAAUAUGAGAGCCCAGAGAACAUGGUCAUUACCUGUUCCACCAAAGUGUGUUCCUUUGGAAAGCAGGUGGUGGAGAAAGUGGAGACAGAGUAUGCACGCUAUGAAAAUGGACACUAUUCCUAUCGCAUUCACCGUUCCCCUCUCUGUGAAUACAUGAUCAACUUCAUUCAUAAACUCAAGCACCUUCCUGAGAAGUAUAUGAUGAACAGUGUGCUGGAGAACUUCACUAUCUUACAG